AGCACUUACAAGGCAGCCGCUGACGCGCAACGGCUGCGGCCAAGUACGUGACAAACGGCGAUGAAUUGGAUGUGAUUCAAAAGUAGCUAAACCACUUAUGAUGAUUGUUGUUCGGACAUUUUCCAACCAAAGCACACCACUGUUAUCUGUUCUUUCCCCAUUGACUACACAGAUACACAGCCGUUUGUGGGUAGUUGUGAUCACAUACUUCAUCCUACUCAAAAGCCUCUCCAGCGUCAUUUUCUUCCAAGAAAUCUCCGUGCAAAUUUCUAAUAAAUCGGUUGACCUUUUUACUAUGCGCGCCACCGCACUGCUAAGAUGUUGAGAAUGGAGAAUCCGUCAUCCGGAGCGUUUUUAUGGAAUAAUCAACCGUUAGCUGCACUGCACCAGAUGACCGAGAUGAAUGCGAUUCGUACGGGAACAGGCAAAAUUGACUCGUCGCAAAACAGUCUAAUACCGGCUCGUCAGUUACCUGUGUCCGCUUCUUCUUCUUCCAUGUCCUCCUCGUCAUCAUCGGCGCCCGGUACACCGCACGGUAUUAACGACAUUCUCAGUCGGAAUCUGAAUGCGGCACGGGCCGCCCAGAUGGCCGCCACUUUACCUGCCAAUUCCCGUCUGUUUUUUAAUCCCCACAACCCGGUAAAUAUCGCGGGGAUGAACAUGAUGGCCGGCAGUGCGGCAGCCGCUGCAGCGGCGGCGGCGGCUGUGGCGGCGUCCUCGGGUAAACCGAUGGUUCCGGAUCUCCGUUCCCUGUGUUCCUGGAUGCCCGCUGCGGGAAUGCUGGCGGGAAAUAUGCACAAGGGAGUCAAUUUCCAUACCGGAAGUAUGCAGAAUUCCGCGGGUGCUGCUCUUCACGACGACAACCAUAGUCGGCGUGGAAAAAAGAAUACCCGGCCUACAUUUUCCGGUCAUCAGAUCUUUGCCCUGGAGAAGACCUUCGAGCAGACCAAAUAUCUGGCUGGACCCGAAAGGGCUAAGUUGGCGUACGCACUCGGAAUGUCCGAAAGUCAAGUCAAGGUAUGGUUCCAAAAUCGUCGUACCAAGCACCGGAAGAAGCAGUCGGCUGAGAAUGCCCUUGGGCGCAGCAGCGACAAGUUGGCCUAUCCAGAUGGCGAUGAAGCCGGUUGCGAGUCGGAUUCGCACAGCGACGAAGCACAGUAGCAACGUCAAUUUCUACUUAAGGAUCUACCAUUCAAAGAGCGUUUUAUAACCAGCAAUAAAGAGGAAUUAAACUAUAACUAUUUGUUGUGGUUUCUUUAUGGGAGGCACCAACGUCCACGUUGUACAACUGUAGUCCUAACUGGGCCAAUUUCCAGUUCCUUUCGGUGACUGUCAGGACAUCGUGCCAGUUUGUGCUAAAAAACCGAAGAUCUUGUACAAAUUUGUUCGUGAAACUGGUUUGUUGUGUGCUUCAGUGGUGCGUGUAAAAAUUAAUGUUGGUUGGAGGUUUCAACUGUUUGGUUUUCGCUAAUACGGUUCGUUUGAAUGCAUGGCAGUAGUAUGGAAAACUGGCGCUAAUGUUGUGAUUGUUGGCAUCCAGUAUUAGCCGGUGCGUGUUCAAACACACAAUCAUGACAACUGUAAGGAACUUUUCCCGUUUAUAAAAAUGGUA
This is a messenger RNA of Paramacrobiotus metropolitanus, 1612 nucleotides long. Its product is annotated as homeobox protein Nkx-6.1-like. Gene Ontology annotation, molecular function: DNA-binding transcription factor activity, RNA polymerase II-specific; RNA polymerase II cis-regulatory region sequence-specific DNA binding. The transcript is spliced from 3 exons. Gene Ontology annotation, cellular component: nucleus. Lineage: Eukaryota; Metazoa; Tardigrada; Eutardigrada; Parachela; Macrobiotidae. The record is from RefSeq and is a predicted model, not a curated record. Gene Ontology annotation, biological process: cell differentiation; regulation of transcription by RNA polymerase II. The coding region runs from base 319 to 1161 and encodes 280 amino acids.